Micromonas commoda is the source of this 2451-nucleotide messenger RNA. RefSeq lists its product with no specific name. NCBI's taxonomy places the organism in Eukaryota, Viridiplantae, Chlorophyta, Mamiellophyceae, Mamiellales, Mamiellaceae. The coding region runs from base 1 to 2451 and encodes 816 amino acids. The record is from RefSeq and is a predicted model, not a curated record. The transcript has a single exon.
AUGGGUGGGUGCGCGUCUCGGCCCGUGCAUCCGUCGUACGUCGCGGCGCAGGAGGCUGAGCUCGAGCGAUUCCGCGGGACGCCCCGAUCUCCCGGGCCCGUACCCACGACGGAGGCGAGGCAGCCGGAGGAGGCGUGGGAAAGCCCGAGCGGCGACGGCGGCGACGUCGUGGAUGAUGCUUACUGUGAUGAUAACGCCGACGCGGGCGACUGUCCGCGGACGACCACGCCGGUGGGCACGCUCAGCCCGGUGGGUCCGGUGACGGAGGUGUUCGGCGGCAAGAGGAAAGACGCCGCUCCGCCACCGGCGGCACCGGGCGCCGGCGCGGCGUCGCCCCAGACCGCGAAGGCCAAACCCCCGAAGAAACUCACGAUCGAGGAGGAGCGCCAAAUGCUCCGCCAGAAGCUCGCCGAGUGCGAGGAGCUCAUGAUCAAGGGCACGGAGAAGGCGCUCCUCAUGGCCACCAUGGAGGAAUCCAUGGAGCAUCUCGCCAGGCAGCUCCGCACGGAGCAGGAUGCCAGGCGCGUCGCCGAGCUCGCCAUCGAGGACGAGCGCAAGCUCCGAAGGCAGAUCGAAGACAAGGUGGACAUCGAGGUCAGGCUGCGACAGGAGAUAGAGAACCGCGUACGGGACGCCAACGAGGUGGCCAAGCAGGCGGAGACUCUCGCGUGGAAAGCCCGGCGAGCGCAAGAACUGGACGAAAUCGAACAGACGAACAAGAAGCUCAGGGCGAACGACCCGGAACGCAACGCCCGCCUCGAGGUGGAGCUCGCGCAGACCAAAAGGCUGCUGAACGAGGAGCGCGCGCGAGCCCGGGCGGAGAGGGCGGUGGCCGAGACGACACAAAAGGCUGAGGAGGAUCGGCCGAGGCUCGACGAGGACUCGGAGAAGACGAGGUUCGAGCGCAGGGUGAAGGAGGAGGUGCUCCUGGCGAUGGCCAAACACGAGCGCGAGAUGACCAUCGCGCUGUCCAAGGCUGCGGAGGAUAAGGUGAACGCGCUCGAGCAGGCUGCGGUGCAGAAGCGGCAGACGAUUUCGCAGCUGGAGGAGUUCCACAAGUCGGAGCUCAGGCGAGUCGAGGAGCGCGCCGAGAAGGCGAUUGAGGCGGCGAGAACCGAGAUGAGACCUCAGCGCGCGGAGUUCGAAGCGCUCGUGCAGCAGAGGCUCGACGACCACAAGACGUUCGUGGAUGAGCGCAAGCAGGCGCUCGCGUUGGCCAGGGAGGAGUACGAAGCUAACCUCGAUCGCAUACGGCAAUCGCACGAGGCUGAGGUGAAGGGCCUGCGCGAAGCCGCGGAGAACCUCAUGGCGACUCUCAAGUGGGAGGCCGAGGGAGAGGAGGGAACCAGGGCGCGCACGAUCGAGGACAUCGGGCGGCAGCUGCGGGACACGAAGGAGAUUCUCGAUCGCGAGGCGAGGCUCCGCGAACAGGCUGAGGCUCGAAGCGAGGCGGACCUCGCGGCGAGGAGGGACGCCGAGAAGAACGCCCGCGCGGCUGAGCUCCGAGCGAGGGACGCCGAGGACCGAGCGUACGAGGCGCAGCGCUACGUCCAGGCUGCCGAACGACGCACCAAGCAGCAGUACCUGGAGAUCGAGCGCGUGCGAAGAGCCGGGGAGAAGCGACGCGAGAUUCACCUCCUGGAACCGGGCGAGAUGCCCCGGCCCAACACCGCGGACGUCGCCGUGGACGCGCUCGAGGCUGACCUCGGCCUCGUCAUCGACGACGAGCGGGAGAAGGCGCUCGCGGACGCGAGGCUCGCGGUGCACGACGCCACGGCGCCCUAUCGCGCGGCGGUGGCCAACCUGCAGGAGUACCUCGCCGGCGUAGACGACGGGGACAACCGGGUCAACCCGCGUAAAAAGCUGGACAUGGAGAAGGCGGCGGAGGAGUGCAGGCGCAGGUUACUCGCCGCGUCCGAGACGUGCGCCAAGCUCCUCGCCGAACUCGAGGAGACCCAGUCGGGGGCGCUGGAACGGACGAGGGGCGAGCGCGAGGGGCUCUUCUCGGAGCGCGAGAGGCGACGCCGCGAGGAGCAAAAGGCGGAGGCGGCGCGGGCGCAAAAGGAAAAGGAGGAGGAGGAGGAGCGGGCGCGCGUCGCCGACGAGGAGAAGGAGAGGGAGGCGAGGCGUUUAAGGAUCGCGAAGCUCCAGGCGAAGAACGCGAAGAAACGUGGGGACGGACCCGGGGACGGAUCGGGUUCCGGCUCCGAAUCCGAGUCAGACUCUGAGUCGGACUCGUCAGACUCUGAGUCGGGUUCCUCGUCAGACUCGGACGGCGACGGCGACAAGGAGAACGCGGCUGGGAAGAAGGGCGGGAAGGACCCGGCGCGGGUGGCGUCGCCCGUCGUCGAGAGCAAAGGAAGGUUGCACGCGGGCGCCGUCGUUCGGGAACCGUCCAGGCCGCGGGUAAAGAUGUUUGAGUUUUCGGCGCUCGAGAGGCACAAGCAGUAG